CUAACCCCAAGUAAUUUUCUCGUGUUCAGUCUGGCCAUGGCAGAUAUGGGUAUUUCUAUGAACGCCACUGUUGCUGCCUUCUCCAGUUUUCUGAGAUACUGGCCUUACGGAUCAGCCGGAUGCCAGACCCAUGGCUUCCAGGGCUUUAUGACUGCUCUCGCCAGCAUCCAUUUUAUUGCAGCCAUUGCUUGGGACAGAUACCACCAGUACUGCACAAGGACAAAGUUGCAGUGGAGCAGUGCCAUCACCCUGGUUAUCUUCAUCUGGCUCUUUACUGCCUUCUGGGCCGCCAUGCCUCUGAUUGGCUGGGGAGAGUAUGACUACGAGCCCCUGAGGACCUGCUGCACAUUGGACUACAGCAAGGGUGACAGGAACUAUGUGUCUUACUUGAUCCCCAUGUCUAUCUUCAACAUGGGCAUUCAGAUGUUUGUUGUGCUGUCUUCCUAUCAGUCCAUUGAUAAGAAAUUCAAGAAGACUGGCCAAACCAAGUUUAACUGUGGCACUCCUCUGAAGACCAUGCUGUUUUGCUGGGGCCCCUAUGGCAUCCUGGCUUACUAUGCUGCUGUGAAGAAUGCAACCCUUGUCUCUCCUAAACUGAGAAUGAUCGCACCCAUUUUGGCUAAGACAUCUCCUGCUUUCAACGUCUUUGUUUACUCCCUUGGAAAUGAGAACUACAGAGGAGGAAUCUGGCAGUUGCUCACUGGCCAAAAGAUUGAGACUUCUGCUAUAGAGAACAAGUCUAAAUAAACUAAGAAUGUGAUAACAGUUAAUGUCCUGGUAGUUUCUAACAGGUAUGACACUUGCUUAUUGGCAUUGUGUGCUUACAGUGGGUAUAGAGAAGAAUCACCCCCCUUUAAAAUCAUCACAUUUUGUUGCUUUGGAGCCUGAAAUGAAGACGGACACAG
Messenger RNA from Sinocyclocheilus anshuiensis, 905 nucleotides. RefSeq names its product RPE-retinal G protein-coupled receptor-like. The record is from RefSeq and is a predicted model, not a curated record. The annotation marks the transcript as partial. NCBI's taxonomy places the organism in Eukaryota, Metazoa, Chordata, Actinopteri, Cypriniformes, Cyprinidae. The transcript is spliced from 6 exons. Gene Ontology annotation, biological process: G protein-coupled receptor signaling pathway; visual perception; phototransduction. Gene Ontology annotation, molecular function: G protein-coupled receptor activity. Gene Ontology annotation, cellular component: membrane.